GUUACAGGUGCCCUAAGGUCCAUAGUUACGCAGUAGCUAGGGCUAUUCCCUUAGACAGACUUCAUCUCCCGUCCUCUCAGUCGCUCGUUCGAAACCGGCUUUGUGUUGCAACCCUUUUUCGCCGCCGGAAUCGAUACAAAGCAUAAUGUUGACGUUUCCGCUAUACGCUGGAUGGAGUUUGCAUUCUCCAUUGACGACGGCGGUAGUCGCCAUCGCUACCAUCUUGUCUCUUGCUCUGUGCCUGCUUUACCUGUGGUUGAGACCAAAACCGCUUCCUGGGAUCCCAUACAAUGCUGAGGCGACAAAGAGUUUAUGGGGAGACUUACCUGCUUGGAACCGCUACGCCGCACAAAACGGCGAACUCAGUUCAUGGUUGGGCGAACUCUGCCUGAAGCACCGAUCUCCCGUUGCCCAGGCCUUCAUACACCCGUUCUCAAAACCAUGGAUCCUUGUGGCGGAUUUUCAUGAGGCUCAGGACAUCCUCAUGAGGCGGACCGACUUUGAGAAGCCACAGUUUUUGAUCGACGGUCUGGCUGCUCUGGGCAGCUUCCACGCCCGAUACAAGACGAACGAUGGCCAGUUCAAGGUCAGCCGCCAAAUCAGGCAAGAUCUGAUGGCUCCCAAGUUUCUCAACGGCUACAUCGGCCCCUUUGCGCACGUCAAGGGGCUCCAGAUCGUCAAGCUCUUCGAGGCCAAGGCAGAGCUCGCCAGUGGUCGGCCGUUUCACAUUCAAAAGGACUUCGCCCGUGUUGUGCUCGACAUCAUGCUCCACCACGCAUUCGGGGACGAGUACGAGGAGUCGGCAACGGAGCCGCAGCUGGAACUCCUUGAUAAGCUGACCCCGUCGUCGAUACCGGCAGGUAGCAGGGACGAGCCUGUGAAUUUCCCCGAGGCGCGUCAAAGUUUAUUCUUCGAAGUCCUGCACGAGACCGCCGAGGUCAUGGAGCGGACCACCAUCUCGCCAACGCCACGACUAAGCCACUGGUGGUGGUCCAAGCAAGGCUGGUACAAAAAGAUCGUCGAGGAGCGACAUAACGUUAUGGCGGGGUUGCUCAAAAAGGCCGCCGCCAACGUCCGAGCCGGCAAGGCCCAGUCGGCCCUCGAGCACAUGAUGAUGCGGGAGCAGACCCUGGCCGAGAAGCAGGGCCGAGAGCCCCGACUCGUCAGCCGGAACAUGUCGGACGAGAUGUUUGCCGACCCCAUGACCGGCCACCACACGACCAGCAGCGCCAUGACGUGGGUAACCAAGUAUCUCACGGGCUACCAACACGCCCAAAAGCGGCUGCGCGAGGAGCUGUACGCCACGUUCCCCCAGGCGGUCCACGAGAAGCGCCCGCCAACGUUUGAGGAGCUGCGCCAAGCCAGGCUCCCCUACCUUGAGGCCGUCAUUGAAGAGUCACGACGCCUGACCCCUUUCGUCAUCGUUCGGGAAGCCGCGCAGGACCUGGACAUCCUGGGCCACAAAGUCCCCAAGGGCAGCCAGUGCUUCAUGCUCAGCGCCGGGCCCGGCAUCACGCUGCCUUCGGUGCCCGUGGACGAGAACAAACGCAGCCCGUCCUCCAAGGCUGGGAAACGCUGGGGCGUGUGGGACGAGUCGCGGGAUCUAAAGCUGUUUGAGCCGGAGCGCUGGCUCGUGGCUCGGGAGGACGGCGGAUACGACUUUGAUGCCACGGCGGGACCGCAGCUCGGCUUUGGUAUGGGCCCCCGUCAGUGCUGGGGCAGGCGCCUGGCGCAGCUUGCGGUUAGGACGGUCAUUGCUUUGGUCGUUUGGGAAUUGGAGCUGUUAGAGAUACCCGACGAGUUGGGAGGGUAUGCUGGGUUGGAUGGCAUCUCACGACAGCCGGUCAAGGCGUUUGCACGGAUGAGGAAGAUAACUCCUUACGAGGUUAAAGCACAAAGCCUGUAGAUUAUUGAACGGAAGGGAAGAGCUUCGCUUUCGUAAGAUAAGCGGCACGUCCGUAGAGCUGUCCGUGAAACGCCAAGUUAUACGAAUAACAGGUCUCGUCGUCAUGGUUGCAUUAUUUCAACAUUCGG
This is a messenger RNA of Chaetomium fimeti, 2034 nucleotides long. RefSeq names its product cytochrome P450. The transcript has a single exon. Gene Ontology annotation, molecular function: heme binding; oxidoreductase activity, acting on paired donors, with incorporation or reduction of molecular oxygen; monooxygenase activity. NCBI's taxonomy places the organism in Eukaryota, Fungi, Ascomycota, Sordariomycetes, Sordariales, Chaetomiaceae. Bases 146 to 1906 code for a protein of 586 amino acids. The record is from RefSeq and is a predicted model, not a curated record.